Messenger RNA from Porites evermanni, 5589 nucleotides. The record is from the annotation of a GenBank genome assembly. Lineage: Eukaryota; Metazoa; Cnidaria; Anthozoa; Scleractinia; Poritidae.
CUUUUCCGUUAUGUAACGCUGUUGGUACGGCCAGUGAAACGUAAAGGAAGGAAAAUUCAAUGACAAUGGCACCGGGACGCUUGCGAAACAAGAUGAAAAACGCUUUUUCAAACAUUUCAAUAAUUACCUACGUACUCGUGGUAAUUUUUGGAACUGGUUCGUGGAUUGCCAUCAAUGGACUCUGGGUCGAGAUGCCAAUAAUAGUUCAAGAAAUACCCGAGAGUUGGUCACUACCUUCCUAUCUAACCGUUAUAAUCCAGCUGGCAAACGUAGCCCCACUGGCCUUUACAGUGGGAAAUAAAUUCUUCCCCCGUGUGGUUUGUGAGGUGCCUGUAAUAUACAUCAGUGUGAUCGUGGGAAUUGCGGCGUGCACGUUACUGGCAUUUUUCUGGAAAGAGACAAGUUAUAUCGCUGGAGCUGAACGAAGUACAGCGCUACUAGUCCUAUGUUUCGUGUUCUCUAUGGUAGAUUGCGCCUCUUCUGUCACGUUUCUUCCGUAUAUGGCUUCCUUCCGAGAGAUAUACAUGAGCCCGUAUUUUGCAGGUCAAGGGUUAAGCGGUCUCUUACCUGGUCUGGUUGCAUUAGCGCAGGGUGUGGGAGGAGGGUCACAUGACCCUUGUCCAAAGCCUACAUUAGCAUCUGUUAACAGUACCAAUGGAACCUUACAAAACAAUACAGAUUCAGGAAGUUGGGGUCCAGGACCCAAAUUCUCAGCAGAGGUGUUUUUCUGGUUUUUAACGGCAAUGAUGGUGGCUUGUGGUUUGGCAUUCAUAGGGCUUAAUUACCUCCCUGUUGCUAAGCGAGAACAGGUGGCUAAAAACUAUGAAGGUGCACAGGCCGGUGAUCAAGCUUUAGAACUUGUCUCCCGUGAGGAAAGGCUAGAGUAUGGAAAAUAUGCAGCAGGUCAUGUUGACCAUGAUGAUCUUGGUGUUAAAACAUUGUCAACAAGUGGUGUCACAUUGAUGUUAGUGACGAUAGCCGUAGUCAAUGGCUUGAGUAAUGGAAUUAUACCAGCUAUCCAAUCAUAUGCCUGCAUUCCAUACAGCUAUUAUAUUUAUCAUCUGACACUCACCCUGUCAAACAUUGUUAAUCCUCUCACAUGUUUUGUGUUUCCCUUCAUUCCCACCAAAUCAAUGAUAGUAAUAAGUGUCCUGAGUUUUGUGUACUUGGGUAUGUGCACAUACAUUCUCAUCAUCGCAUUGCAGAGUCCCACGGUACUUCUACAAUGUGAAGAUUCUGGUGCAGCUUUAAUUGUAAGUACAUUGUGUUCUACAUGUAGCUCAAAAAAGGGUUCAGCAGUCAACCCUUUUUACCAAUAAGGCCCGCUUGAGACACCAAGCUUUUCAUUAGGCAAACCUAAUACAUUGUAUUAAGGUACCUCGAUACAGUUUUUCAGGGUCAAUACCUCCCAAGAUUGAGCAUAAACUACUUCCCCAUAAACAAAAAUAUUGGAAAAAUUGCCACCACAGUUGUAUUAGAUAAAGAUGAAAAUUUGUUAUGAUCAGGGUUGUUAUCAGAGUUGUAAUAACAAUAAAAUAACGCCAUAAUUUAUCUAUUUUACUUGCCGGAGUAUUUCUCUGCACUGGCAACUGUUCUUCAAAAAUCAUUCACAGGAGCUUUUUCCUCCAACAGCCACCUUGAUAUUCGUGAAUUUUAAGCAAAAUCUGUAAGAGCAUAAUUGAGAUGUUUUGGGAUGAGGUUAUUAUGGUUAGAAAUACAGUUUAAAAUGCUUAAUCUUGAUGUUAGGUCGUUAUCUGUAGAAAAGGAAGCACUGUUGAUCAAUUUCACCUCAUAGGAAGGGCUCAACCAUUCUUCCUGCCUAGCCCAGCUGGGAAUUUCCAUUACGGAUCGACUUUGGAAUAGCUUUGAUUCAGACACCAAUUUUUUUGUGUACCAAACCUGAUGUGUAAAUUAUAGCAUAUUUUGCUAGCAGUUUGACUUGGAAAUGAGCAUUUUUCUCCAUUUGAAUUAGGAAAUAAAUAAUUUAAGGUCGGUCUUAAUUUGAAUGAGGUUCAGCUCAUGAAACGUUCGGUAUCUGAACCGGGCCUAAGAAAGGCAGUGCAUCUCCAAAAUGUCUCACGUUGCUGUGAUUAUUCUUAAUUUAUAAAAUUAUAAGUAAGCAGUACUCCUUCCACACUUGUUAUUUCAUUGGCAUAACACAUGAUAGUGGGGUCCCUCUAAGGGCAGGUACAAUGUCCCUGUAAGAAUUCAAAGCCCAUUGUUUUGAGUAGUGAGGAGGAAGCUAAGGUAUGUCCCUGUUGGUAUUUUAUUGUUGUAUUUGGGCUUGUCUUCGUCGGUGCCACAGUGUUAAACCAUUUUUGUGUUAUUUGUCAUCAUAACAUCUUUCUUACUUUGUUGUCUCAAGGCUAAGUCCCUUUUCAAUAUUACCCUAACAGCUGCCCUCUUGAAACAUUCAUCACACCUUCUCAUAUGUAGAAGCUUCUAACAAGCAUUGUCUAUACUCUUGUUAUGAAAGUGUUCAAUAUGCAAGAAAAAAGGGAGUGAAAGUGUUGUGACCGAAAAUUGUCAAUUCUUGUUUUGGCAUUUAGUGGCUCAAAAACUCUCCCAAGUUAUUUUGUAAUGCUAUUUUAUAAAACCAGGAGACAAAACAAAGAAAUAUGCUGUCAAGUUUAAAAGACCCUCAUGGCUAAGUGAAUUAACUAAGCCUUGAUGAACUCUUGAGAAAAGCUAAAUUCACGACACUAGGCUGUCACCGAUUGCAGGAUAUAGCCGUAAUUAUGUAUAAGGCAAAGUACAAUAUAUUGCCCUCCGUAUAUAAAGGACAUUUUUAAGCUAGAUAAACCUCGCUAUGGGCUCAGAAAUUGUGGUGACUUUUUUAAUCCUCGAUACAACACGACAAAUUACGUGAGACAUAGCCUGAGAUACGUGGGCCCAGUAAUAUGGUCUAAACUAAGCAAGGAUGUGAAAAACGCAGAAUCAAUUGACGGCGUUAAAAAGAAAAUUUCUAAGGUAGAUCUUGAACAAGUAAUCACAGAGGGCUGUAAAAACUGCUUUCUAUGUUGUACAUAAAUGAGAUUUUGUAGACGAAAAGGACACCUCUCAAUCAAUAAGUAUUAUUUUAUAUGAUAAUAUCCGCAUUUUGUUUUAGGAUGUAUAUUGUUGUAAAUUUUAAGGCCCGUUUACACGACCGAAAAAAUUGGAACGGCCCGGAUAAAAAGACGAACGGCUCCGACAAAAUUCGACGUGUAAACGGUACUUGACCCGUUCCAGUUGUAUCCGUUCCGUUCCUAAAAAGGUCCAUAGGCGGCUAUGGACCCCUUUCGGAACGGAACCGAUAAAAAACGGUUCCGUACCCACAUUUUUGUUUUCUUUUCAACGUGUAAACGCUCGCCCUUUUUUCGGUACCGUUCUGUUACGUUUUUUAUGAGCCCGUGGUGCCCCACGUGAGUUGUUUAGCGUACGUCACAUGGGUGUUGGAAAAAGAAACUGGAAAGUAUUCUUCGACACUCGAAAGCUAGCAUACCACUGGUCGUCAGAGUAAGUGCUGUAUGUAAGAUCAAACCAAGCGCUUGUUCUUGGAAUUUGCCAGAAGCUCCUUUCGACUGUGAAGUGCGAUACAAGGGCUGUUAAUAGGAGAACCGUAAGCCUUGUUUUUCUCCUAAUUCGGUACAUUUUCUCAGAAGAACUUUGACGAAUCGCACGCGCUGUCAAACGUGAAUUUCGUGUUCUCUUCUUUAGAAGAAACCAGAAAAGUGCUUGUAAACCUGCAUCCAUGAUUGUCGGAGAUACGCACAGUCUACUGUAUGUAUAAGAGCAUAUGAACAACUAAUCGAAGCAGUUUUAUUUAAUUAUCGCGGGCUCUAUCGUUACCGGUCUCGAAGAAAACAACGUGUAAACAGUCUAGUACCCGUUCCAAGGGGCUCUCACGUACCGUGCCUUUUUCUGUCGGGCACAUUACAGAAUUUGUACGUGUAAACAGGAGAUUUCGUCUGGAACCGGUACUUGUUUCUAACCGAGCCGUUCCUUCUCUUUUAACGUGUAAACGGGCCUUGUCCCCUAUUAGUAGGCCUUACACGGCCAGCUAGAAGACCUGACACUGAACUAAAGUUUAUCGUCAUCAUCAUCAUCAUCUAAUCAGCCUUAGGUUAUGAAUGUAGACAAAAGAAAUUAGCAAGGAUGCACUCAAAUGAAAGCAAGAUACUCCCGACCCAUAUUGCUGACACCUCUGUACUUUAAAGAACUUUUUGUUGCUAGCAUCCCUUCCAAUUUUAAAAAAGAAAUUUUUGAGAUAUUUUUCUUAUAAUAUUAGCAGGAAGCUGAACUUUUGCACUAAAAUAUGGGAUUCACUUAGUGAUACCGGCACCAACUUAAAUUAACUUUUUAACUUAUAGGUUGUGGUAAGCGUUGCUGCUGUUGCUGUGGUAACAUAUAUCAAAGUUGCCAUUGGAGGAAUCAUGCGUGAAAAAGGUCACAAGCAUUUGCUGUGGUAUGGAAUAAGCACUCAAGUGGGCUCCUGUAUUGGUGCUCUGGCAAUUUUUGCUCCUGUAAAUGUCUACCACUAUUUCAAACAAGGAUGAAAAAUAAUUGUGGUUUUGUUUCAGUCCUUACAAUAAUUUUCUACUGUGUAAAAAGCAGUAGACUGGUGUAAAACUUGGUGAACAGUUGUGAUUUUGAGACUACUGAAUAACUUGAUUCUUUGUUUAACAAUGUUGUUGCUUGAAUGAUCAAAAAACUUAAAUUGAUGCAAUCAAAGAAUUUUAAGUGUUUAUUGAAGCUUGAUAGUUGAUAUGAGGUCAGUGAUUUCCCUGACAGUGUCCAGCAUUGAGCUAGUGCCUUUUACAUACUGGCAAGGUGAAAUUGAAGCCUCGCACGCAGAUGUUCUUAUGGCUUCGGUGGAUUUAGUGAUUGGAGUGUUUUGUGUCCAAGACAAUUGAUAUCUGAGCACCUGAGUGGCAAAAUUACAAUCACAAUAAUUUGUAGAAGUCCUGAUACUGUUUGAGAUUUGGAUUACAGUCCCUUCAAAUUUAACAGUAUUGCAUACGUCUCUCAAUAGGUUUUUUUGAAAUCACUUAUGGAUAGAUUUAGGAGUCGGCUAAGUGGGAACAUAAAGCAUCCAUAUGUACGUACGUCUUUGUGUACAACUCUCUCUCCUCCACAUAUAGGCCUCUUUGUGUUGUGGGGCACUGGGGAGAGAGAAAAAGAGAGCGUGCAUCCCAUCGUCCCCUGCAAGCUUUCUAUUUUUUUAUUAGUGCUAUUUUUAUAGGGAUACCCAGCGGAAGCCCUUGCAGAAGAGAGAGUGUGCAACUGAAAUUUGAAAAAUUAUAUAUUUUUUUAAUUUCCUGAAAGCGUUUUUAUCAUUAAAUUGGGAUAACUGAUAACUUUUCUACAUUAUAAAAACCGCUUUUUGUAGACACAAAGCACUGGGAUGAGUUUCUUGUGCAUUCUUGACCUAUCCAAAAAUACAGUUAGCUUUUCAAGCCGUCCACACCACUGCAGCCUACUGCUGAUGUCUCUGUUUUAUGAAGUUGUCUGCAGUUGAAUGUACAUAACUGACAUUUUUCAUUGGAGUUUACACAUGUAAUGGUUACAAUUGCGGGAUAUUUAUCUAUUGAUUAUUUAUAAAGGGAG